AAAGAGCACACACAUUGCACUUAAAAAUGCAGAGAAAAUGUGAUGAAAGGGAGAAAGUUUUCUGCAGAAUGAAGAAGUUCUACUUAAGUCACAGAGUUAUCUUUGGUCAUCAACACUGAUAAAUAACUUAUUCAACUGCCUCAAUCAUACUUUUAACAGAUUCUGCUCCUUUGCAUGAGUUCUGCAUAUUGAAUUCUUCAACAUCAACACUCCAACUGCUUCAAAGUAAACUUGUCACUUUUGAUAGUUGUUGCCAAUUUGCUUGUUGAGCAGCCGCAUGCCUUGUAAACGUAUGGACUGUUUCCUCCAAAGCUAGAUUUUUUAUGCCAAUAUGAGUCUUCCACCACCAUGGCUCAAGACUUAUAAUGGUAUACUAGCUGAUGGAUUAAUAAUACCAACCACUUUCAAAAAGAAAUUUAAAUUGUCUCUUAGGAUAAUGACAAACAUAAAAAAUCUCAACCAAAACAUACCAGAAAAGGCUACAAUAGGUCACUGCAACAAGCAUGAGACUUAGACUGAAAAACUAACACAGCAGCAAAGUCGGCCAUUGACUCCAAGAAUCCUCCAAUUGGCUGCUUCGCAGCAAACUCUAAUUUCAUUCCUCCAUUUGCUCGAAGCCUCGAACCUGAUACUUGGUAGAGGCUCUGUAAGAAUGUCAGCAAGGUGAUUCUUAGAAUGGCUAUGAACCAGUAUCAUUUCUUUGUCCUGCUACACUUCCCUAGAAAACAUUUCGCUUUUGUUACACGUGUAAUAGCAUAGGCUUUCCCUUUUUAAAAAAUUGUUUACUGUACGAGGGGCGGAGGCUUAGAGGGGUGGUUUGGACCCAAAGCAGUCGGUAAGAUAUUAACCUUGCUGACAAUUUGAUUGAUUGCUGCUCCUUUUCUCGGGUGGGUCGAAAGGUAACAAUGUAUAAUGACUCCAUUGACACCUGCCCCAUGCAUUGGCCCCCACAUUCUAGGCUGGAUGAAUCAAUGCCUUUGCCGGAUUAACUAGAUUCCUUGUUGUUUGAUUGCUAAUCCGGAAGCGGAUAUCUUAAUGAACACCUGAUCUUAAUUAUGAAUAAAUCAUUGUAUAAAAGUAGAAAAUUAAGCUUCUUCACCCCCACCGACAAGAAAGCAAUGACGAUGUCUUUGCCUCUUCUUCUUUUAGUUGUCGUCUCCAUCACCAUAUGCUCCUCCGUGGCAGCCUCCGAUUCCGUCUAUGAAUCCUUUAUUCAGUGCCUAACAAGCCAUUCCAACCCAUCAGAUCAUGUCUCCAACAUAGUCUACUCUCAGUCCAGUUCUUCCUACAACUCUGUUUUACAAGCAUACAUCCGUAAUGCUCGUUUUAAUACUUCUGCCACACCGAAACCGGUGAUUAUAAUCACCCCUUUGCAAGAAUCACAUGUCUCAGCAGCCGUUAUCUGUUCCAAGAAGAUCGGUUUUCAACUCAAAAUUCGAAGCGGCGGCCAUGAUUUUGAGGGCAUAUCUUAUGUAUCUGACAAACCUUUUUUCAUUCUUGACAUGUUCAAUCUACGUUCAAUAUCUGUUAAUAUGGCAGAUGAAUCCGCUUGGGUUGAGGCCGGCGCCACACUUGGAGAACUUUACUAUAGGAUUUGGGAAAAGGGCAAAGUCCACGGAUUUCCUGCAGGGGUUUGUCCCACUGUCGGCGUUGGCGGGCACAUAAGCGGUGCUGGUUAUGGUAACAUGGUGAGAAAGUAUGGUCUCUCUGUGGAUCAUGUGGUGGAUGCUAAGAUAGUUGAUGUAAACGGUAAGAUUCUUGACAGAAAAGGCAUGGGAGAGGAUCUUUUCUGGGCUAUCAGAGGCGGUGGAGGAGGCAGUUUUGGUGUUAUUUUAGCUUACAAGAUCAAGCUUGUUCCUGUUCCUGAAACUGUUACGGUUUUUAAAGUUGAAAGAACUUUGGAACAGAACGCUACUGAUGUUGUUUACAAGUGGCAAUCUGUUGCUCCAACAACAGAUAACAAUUUGUUCAUGAGGAUGCUUGUGCAGCCAGCUACUUUAAACAAGCAAAAGACCAUCAGAAUUUCGAUUUAUGCACUAUAUUUGGGGCGUGCCGAUAAUCUUGUCUCUUUACUGGCUAAGGAUCUCCCUGAAUUGGGUCUAAAAAAAGAGAAUUGUUUGGAGAUGAGUUGGAUAGACUCUGCUCUUUGGUGGGGUAGUCUCAACUACGGUACUUCACCGAAUGCGCUGCUUAGUAGAAACUACCAUGUUAAAUUCAUGAAGAGGAAGUCAGAUUAUGUGCAGACUCCAAUUCCUAAAGAUGGGUUGGAAUGGCUUUGGAAAAGGAUGAUUGAAUUAGCAGAACCCGGGUUGGUUUUCAAUCCAUAUGGAGGGAUAAUGAAUGAAAUCAAGGCUACAGACACCCCAUUUCCUCAUCGAGCUGGAAAUUUGUUUAAGAUCCAGUAUUCAAUAAGCUGGAAGGAGACAGGAAUGGAUGCAGACAGAAAGUACAGAACUCUGGUUAAGAGGCUUCACAGUUACAUGACUGGCUUUGUGUCCAAGAACCCAAGAAGUGCUUAUUUGAACUAUAGGGACCUUGACAUUGGCAUCAGCGAAACUUGGACAUACCAAGAAGGUAAAGUUUAUGGACAGAGUUAUUUUAAUGGUAAUUUUGAGAGAUUGGUAGAUGUAAAAUCUGCUGUUGAUCCAGAGAAUUUCUUCAGGAACGAACAGAGCAUCCCCCCUCGUACAAGUAAGGCAUAGUGCUCUUCUGUAGUUUUGCAAUUGGAAGAUAUUUUCAAUGCAUAAGUGCUCUUUAAAGUUCCUUCAGAUCCAACUGCCAACUCUCACUAAAGCUCACACGCUUGAACUUUGCUUUUGCCAAAGUGGCCCUUGCUCUUUUUGCUGUCUUUACUUUGCCUUGUACUGUACCCAAUGGUCACUCACGCGGGGUUGGUGGCUACAGGGUCCAAAUCAGGUGAGGGUGAGACCAGAUUUCUGACAUCCAGGCAAGCUAUCAGCACACUGAUAGGACUGCUUUUCUGCUUGCUGGUUCUUUAGGAAUCAGGGGAACUAGUUGUGGGAUUCGACAUAUAUUUUCCAUUUGUUCCUUUUCUCUGUUGACAUGAAAAUGAAGCAAAUCAUUUACAUGCAAGGUUGAUAAAUGAUAAUCAUUUACAUUCAUCA
Messenger RNA from Theobroma cacao (cacao), 3125 nucleotides. Lineage: Eukaryota; Viridiplantae; Streptophyta; Magnoliopsida; Malvales; Malvaceae. The record is from RefSeq and is a predicted model, not a curated record.